Molecule: messenger RNA, 1635 nt
Organism: Lotus japonicus
Lineage: Eukaryota; Viridiplantae; Streptophyta; Magnoliopsida; Fabales; Fabaceae
Exons: 1
Coding region: 1-1635 (544 amino acids)
Source: RefSeq, a predicted model, not a curated record
AUGAAUGUUGUUGAUAUAGAGCGUGAUCCUGGAUUGCGACCAAUGAUGUGGGAGUUCCCUUUUAAUCAAAGAGAUGAAAUAUGUCGUGCUUAUCUUAAGGUUGGUCCAUAUCAACCAAGGAAUAUAGAAUUUCCUUUUUCAGGAGAAGGUAAUAAUCGUCGACGAUUUCAAGCUUCUUGGUUCGAUGCACAUUCAUAUUGGUUGGAGUACUCACCUAAGAAUGAUGCUAUAUAUUGUCUACCAUGUUAUUUAUUUGGAGAGAAUGAACCGGGACAUGCAAAUGCAUUUAUAGUUGAUGGAUUUUGUAGAUGGAAGAAAGUCAAUGAAGGAGUACAUUGUCCUCUACUAGUACAUGUGGGAAAAAAUCCUAACUCCUCACAUAGAGUUGCUGUAAAAUCUUUUGAGGAUCUCAAGAACCAAUCUCAACAUAUCCAAAGAUUAUUUGGAAAACAAGCAUCAAAAGAAGUUGAAAAUAAUCGACUACGGCUUAAGGCUACAAUUGAUAGUAUUCGUUGGUUAACUUCCCAAGCAUGUGCUUUUAGAGGAAAUGAUGAAAGCUUUGACUCAAAAAACAGGGGGAAUUUUAUUGAGUUGUUAAAGUUUUUAGCAACUUAUAAUGACAAAGUUGCUUGUGUUGUGCUAGAGAAUGCUCCACAAAAUGCCACAUACACAUCUCCUAAAAUUCAAAAGGAGAUUUUGCAAAUCAUUGCUAGUAAAGUAAGAAAUACUAUUAGGAAAGAAAUUGGUGAUGUCAAAUUUUGCAUUCUUAUUGAUGAAGCUCGAGAUGAAUCAAAGAGGGAUCAAAUGGCUAUCAUUUUGAGAUUUGUUGAUAAAGAUGGUUUUGUUCGAGAACGCUUUUUCCAUGUUGUGCAUGUCAAAGAUACCAUGUCAUCAACUCUUAAAAAUGAGGUAUGUGCAGUUCUUUCCCGUUAUGAUCUUCAUGUUGAAAAUAUUAGGGGGCAAGGUUAUGAUGGUGCUAGUAAUAUGCGUGGUGAGUGGAAUGGCUUACAAUCUCUAUUUCUCAAAGAAUGUCCUUAUGCAUAUUAUGUUCAUUGCAUGGCUCAUAGAUUGCAAUUGGUAUUGGUUACGGCAUCUAGAGAGGUUAAGCAUGUUCAUCAAUUCUUUGAGAGUUUGACAUCUAUUAUAAAUGUUGUUGGUAGUUCUUCUAAGAGGCAUGAUGAGCUUCAAGAUGCACAAGCAUUGCACAUUCAAAAUCAGAUUUCUAAUAAUGAAAUUGAGACUAAAAAAGGAGGAAAUCAAAUUGGUACAUUGCAAAGAGCUGGAGAUACUCGAUGGGGUUCUCAUUAUCAGUCAAUAUAUAGUCUGUUAAGAAUAUAUGCACCAAUAUGCUCUGUUCUCAAUAAUAGUUCUGAAAGAGGAGCAAAUUACGCUCAAAGGGGCGAUGCAGAGGCAGCUUUCUUAACAUUGACUUCAUUUGAUUUUGUUUUCAUAUUGCACUUGAUGAAGCAAAUUAUGGAAAUAACAAAUCUUUUAUGCAAAGCUUUACAACAACAAUCUCAAGAUAUUGUAAAUGCUAUGCAUAUUGUUUCAACUACAAAAUCACUACUUCAAAAGUUAAGAGAGGAUGGGUGGGAGCCACUAUUUGAGAGUGUCAGUCACAUCAUUUUGUACUAG